AUGGCCUCCGGUGGUACUCUUUUAUUCAUUUUCACUGCCCUCUGUGUUACUGCAGUCAAGAGUGGAUUUGUGAAAGUGGAAUGCAAAGCUGAAAAUGUGGGACAAUAUGGCCAACAGUCACUGCUGGAGUGUGUCAUCAAAACAUCAACAGAUAUAAAGGAUCCAACUAUCCGUAUGGUUGCUUGGAAAAAAUUGACCUCGCCAGAAGACGAAGGUGAUCCCGUGUUGGGUUUCAAUAGAAGGAAAUUGGACCGGCCAAAGCGAGGCUACAGGUUUGCUGAACCAUCAUGGAACGAGAAGAACAUGAAUGUAUCUCUGCUCAUCACCAACACUGCAGUGGCAGACGAUGGAUAUUACAAGUGCAUAGUGAUCACAGACAGAGGUGAUGGCAACAAGGUCACUAACCUUAAAGUCCAAGCCAAAUACAGUAUCUCGACUGUAUACUCCAUCCCUGAGAAAAUUGUCCCAAAUACAGACAGUACCCUGGUCUGUGAGUCUCGUGGAGGCUACCCACAGGGAACAAUUCGCUGGUUUGAUGAAGAGAAACAUGACUGGACAAAAAGCGCUAAAAUGGAGGCAAAACAGUCAGACGAUGGUUUGUUUCAACUCACAAGCAGACUGUCUUUGUCGCGAGGAUCCACUUUCUCAAAGUACAUCUGCGCUGUGUUCAAUGCCAGUGGAGGCAAAGAGGAUGAGAAAACAUUUGAUACCAACAUACCACCACCAUCAGCCAGAGAAUCUCCAGGACAAUUCUCAAAUAAGGUAGAGAUCUACAAAAUAGUUGUCCCUCUGGUGGUCAUUGGUUCACUGAUCGUAUGUGGGCUGUUGAUCUACGGAUGGCAAUCUCGAGAAAUAACAAACAAACCUAACAGAGAGCUCCAGACGACCACAGAGAAGAGACGUCUACCUGGUGGUAAUCGUGAGCAUAAUACUACCGAGCAUCCCAAAGAACCAUGUUCCAGACAAAAAGCGCUCUUGUCCACUGCAGAGGAGAGACAUCUACCUCUGGUGUUAAUCAUCAGUAUUUCCACCAUCAUCCUGCUGUUCAUCAUAAUCUUAAUCCUACUGAUGAUCCAGAAGGCGAGAAAAAUGAAAAGCCACGAAAGAAAAGCAAGACCUUCCCUGCAAGGAUCCAAUGAUUAUGUGUAUGAAGUUAUGAUGAAGACCAACGGGUGCCCAGCAGCAGCUCCAGAGCAGCCAACACAAAACCCCUAUGAGCUUGUUUAGAUAUGUAGUCGAAUAUUAUUCA
Molecule: messenger RNA, 1249 nt
Organism: Pundamilia nyererei
Lineage: Eukaryota; Metazoa; Chordata; Actinopteri; Cichliformes; Cichlidae
Exons: 7
Coding region: 1-1227 (408 amino acids)
Biological process (GO): cellular response to lipopolysaccharide; immune response; positive regulation of T cell proliferation
Cellular component (GO): external side of plasma membrane
Source: RefSeq, a predicted model, not a curated record